Drosophila bipectinata is the source of this 444-nucleotide messenger RNA. Its product is annotated as NADH dehydrogenase [ubiquinone] 1 beta subcomplex subunit 2, mitochondrial-like. The record is from RefSeq and is a predicted model, not a curated record. Gene Ontology annotation, biological process: mitochondrial respiratory chain complex I assembly. Lineage: Eukaryota; Metazoa; Arthropoda; Insecta; Diptera; Drosophilidae. Gene Ontology annotation, cellular component: mitochondrial inner membrane.
GUUUUAUUUAGUACAUUUUAAAAGUGUUUAAAGCUGGUCCAAAAAAAACAUUACUUUUUUGAAAUUAUAAGCAAUUGAUUUAAAAUGAAUAUUGCUCGAAAUUUGUUAUCUUUAAGAACGGCUGUUGCCCGUUCAAAUCAAAGUUUAUUAACAUCUAAAUUGUUACGAAGGGAAAGCCAUGUGGUUUCAUAUCGAAAGGGUCCACCGGCUCAUUCGAAUGCCACUAAGAUUGGUGCCGUUGCUGUUGGAGGAGCCAUGUGGUGGUGGGUAAUUUGGCAUUUGUGGCACGAACCUGAUCAUAUAACGGGUGAAUUUGAAUAUCCAAACCCGUCCAAAUGGAGCAACACAGAAUUGGGAAUACCCAAAGAUGAUUAAUAAAUAAUAAGGGCUGUCUGUUUUUUGCUUCAAACGAAAAACUAAAAUAAAUAAUAAUUAACUUAGCGA